UUCAAACUGACUACUAAACAGGAACCCAAAUCUUUCUCUUUUUAUUAAAAUUCCAAAUUCCAAAAUACAACUCUUCAAGUCAUGGUUAAGGUUGUGGAGGACAUUUUCGGGAUUGCGGUGAAUCCCUUCAAUAAACAGGCCCAGGUGAUUCGACGCUAUACGAUAACGAACACCAAUCGGCUGUCGGUGUCGAUACUCCAACUGGGCGCCACAGUGCACAGCAUCAACGUCCCCGAUGCGUACCACCAAUUGGCGGACGUUGUCCUGGGAUUCGACGAUGUGGCCGGGUAUAGCAAGUACCGCGACUACAAGUUCGGCUGCUGUGUGGGUCGGGUCUGCGAUGUGGUCAACAACGGGGAGUUCAUCAUGGACGAGCGGCGGGUCAUUAUCUCGAAGAAUCUCGACGAGAAACACCAAAUCGAUGGCGGCUACGUGGGCUUCGAUAAGGUCAUCUGGGACUUGCACAUGAAGCGGCCCGACGGGGUCACACUGCGGCACGUAUCGAAGGACGGGCACGAGGGCUUUCCGGGCAAUCUGACCGUAAUGAUUCACUUCACCAUCGACGACGACAAUAGGUUCUUCAUUCGCAUCGAGGCCACCACCGAUCAGACCACGGCGGUGAACAUCUCCAACCACAUCUACUUCAAUCUGGCCGGUCAGACCACUGGGCUCGAUGGUAUCUUCCAGCACAGGAUAACCAUCGAAUCGGACGAAACAAUGGAGACGUUGGAGGGAGAGAUCCUGACCACGGGUCAGUUCAAAGACGUAACCGAUUCCGUCUACGACAUCCGGCUGCCCGUCUUCAUGGGCGACAGGGUUCGGCAGUUCGAGAAGAGCUUCAUUCCCGGCUACGAUGUGUGCUACGCCAUCGACAAGGAGUUCGAUGCCAAUAUAACGCGAUAUGUUGGCCGGUUUCUACAUCCCGAAUCCGGCCGGUUCAUGGAAAUCUACAGCAACCAGCCGAGCAUACGAUUUGCCACCGCCAACGAUUUUCCGCAGGAACUGCACGGCGAGGAGCCGAUUCUGGGCAAGAAGUGCACUCGCUACUGGCAGCACGCCGGCUUCAGCCUGCAGCCCCAAAACUAUCCGGAUGCUGUGAAUCAACCGGACUUUCCCCGCAUCUUCAUCAAUCCGGGUGAGAACUACUUCCACGAGACCAUCUACCACUUUGGCGUUCAAGAGUCAUGGAAGUGCUGCGCCGAACCGGAGGAACUCGAAGAAAUGGACGAGGAACCUAUCACCAUCUAGUUCUAUCCUGUUUAUUAUCGACUGACUGUGCUGUUUACCCUUUUCGGCUUAUAAUUAGUAAAUAAAAUGAGAAAACCAAAAAAUAAACAA
Drosophila bipectinata is the source of this 1338-nucleotide messenger RNA. Its product is annotated as galactose mutarotase. Gene Ontology annotation, molecular function: aldose 1-epimerase activity; carbohydrate binding. Gene Ontology annotation, biological process: glucose metabolic process; beta-D-galactose catabolic process via UDP-galactose, Leloir pathway. The record is from RefSeq and is a predicted model, not a curated record. Lineage: Eukaryota; Metazoa; Arthropoda; Insecta; Diptera; Drosophilidae.